Molecule: messenger RNA, 1117 nt
Organism: Panicum virgatum (switchgrass)
Lineage: Eukaryota; Viridiplantae; Streptophyta; Magnoliopsida; Poales; Poaceae
Product: basic leucine zipper 8-like
Exons: 1
Coding region: 318-863 (181 amino acids)
Biological process (GO): regulation of DNA-templated transcription
Molecular function (GO): DNA-binding transcription factor activity
Source: RefSeq, a predicted model, not a curated record
GGGGCCCUGCUAGCUGUUGCGCUCGCUGUUGCUGUCGCCGUCGCCGUCGCGCAAAGCCGAUCGAUCGCCGGCCUGAUCGUGCGCUUUCAGGUGUGUGGCCUGUGGGGGCAUUGCGACUGCAUGCGCCUGUGCUGUAGGAGCCUGUACGGCCCCGGCGAUCCUUUCCGGGCUAUAAAUCCACCUCGUUGCUCCCUUGCAUCCCUUCACAAACCUCUGCAUGCGUCUCUCUCUCUCUCUCUCUCUCUCUCUCUCUCUCUCUCUCUCUCUCUCUCUCUCUCUCUCUCUCUCGGUCUUGGCUUGCCAAGAUAUCAGGCAGCAUGUACCCUGGCGAGGUUGCGAGCGUUGUCCUCCCGUACCUGCCAGCCGCAGCCGCCGUGGCUUUCGGCUUCGGGCCCCAUUACCACCCGCCUGCAGGCGACAACCACUUCCUGUUCCAUGGCAUCAGCACCGACCUGAUCACGCCGCCGUGCGCCGCCGCCGCGCACUGCCAGCAGCUCCCCCAGCCGUUCCUCGACCGCGCGGCGCCGGGCCCCCACUCCCACGACGAGGCUGCCGGCGCCGGCGAGCGGCUCGCGGAGGAGAGGCGGCGGCGGCGGACGGCGUCCAACCGGGAGUCGGCGCGGCGGUCGCGCGUGCGCAAGCAGAGGCAGCUCGGCCAGCUCCGGGCGCAGGCCGCCCACCUCCGCGGCGACAACCGCGACCUGCUCGACCGCCUCAACCGCGCCAUCAGGGACUGCGACCGCGUGCGCCGCGACAACGCGAGGCUGGGCGGCGAGCGGGCAGCCCUGCAGAGGAGGCUCCAGGAGCUCGCCGCCCCCGGCGACGAUGAGGGCGGCUCCGGGACAGCAGCAACUGCCACCUAGAUAUUAAGAGAGCAAAAAUGAACGAUGCCAACUCCAAAUGAAAAAAAAAUCAUCUGCACACAAAAGUUAAGGUUUGAUCUAGCAUUCUAUAGCUGAUAAUGAAAAAGCUACCAAUUACAUAUUAAGCAGGCAGCGUGCAGAGAUUACUUGAAUAUAAAGGGUUAAUUAGAGCUAAACUUGGCAAAGCAUUCUGUGAACGAACAAUGAGUUGACGACAACAAUAAUUUAUAAUCUGCACUCUGCAGAUUCGUAUC